UAGCCCAUCAGCAGCCCAGCCCAGAUCCCAUUUGGCGAAAAUUAUUACCAGUUCGAAGACUGUUGCUCGCUUUCUUUGCUCCUCUUCCUCUCGAGCGGUCUGAGAUCUCGUGUUGCUUCUCUCCGAUCCCUCACAAUUAGGGUUGCAAAUGGGCGAUUCAACUUCAGCGGUGCAAGAGAAUCAGAAGCUAGGGUUUGAUUUGGGAGUAUUUGUUGGGGAUCUGGCUGUAGAUGAAGAUGAUGCUAGCGGUGAUGAUAUAUCAUUGGACGGGCUUCGAGAGGAACUGGAAGAAUGUAAGGAUGAUCUUGAGGUAGCAAAUAUCCUUUCUAAAGGAACCAAACUGCGGGAGUACACAAAGGGUGUAGAGAACAAUGUGCACCAAGUUGAACUAGAUUCCAUUCAGGAUUACAUCAAGGAGAGUGAUAACCUAGUUCUAUUACAUGAUCAAAUUCGUGACUGUGAUAAUAUCUUAUCACAGAUGGAAACCCUUCUUGGUGGGUUUCAGGCUGAAAUUGGUUCUAUAAGUUCAGAGAUCAAAAGUCUUCAAGAGAAGUCCAUGGACAUGGGAUUGAAGCUGAAAAAUCGCAAGGUGGCAGAGUCAAAAUUGACAAAGUUUGUUGAAGACAUUAUUGUGUCACCAAGAAUGGUGGAUAUACUUUAUGACGGAGAGGUGAAUGAUGAAUAUUUGAAAACCCUCGAGACCCUUAGUAAGAAACUGAAGUUUGUUGAAGCUGAUUCACUGGUCAAGGCAUCAAAAGCUCUGAAGGAUGUUCAGCCUGAGCUCGAAAGGCUUCGGCAAAAGGCUGUAUCAAAGGUAUUUGAAUUUAUUGUUCAGAAGCUCUAUGCAUUGAGAAAGCCAAAAACAAAUAUCCAGAUCCUACAGCAAAGUGUUCUUCUGAAAUACAAGUAUGUGAUUACUUUUCUUAAAGAACACGGCAAAGAGAUUUAUGCUGAGGUCCGUGCAGCUUAUGUUGAUACAAUGAACAAGGUUUUAAGUGCACAUUUCCGAGCAUACAUACAGGCGAUGGAGAAGCUGCAACUUGAUAUAGCAUCACCAAGUGAUUUGAUUGGAGUUGAUACCCGGAGCUCUGGCCUUUUCUUAAGGGGAAGAGAACCACUGAAAAACCGAUCUGCUGUUUUUGCUUUGGGAGACAGGAUAAAUGUUUUGAAAGAAAUUGAACAGCCUGCAUUGAUCCCACAUAUAGCUGAAGCUAACUCUCAAAAAUAUCCGUAUGAAGUUCUUUUUAGGAGCUUACACAAGCUUUUGAUGGAUACUGCCACUUCAGAGUAUCUUUUUUGUGAUGAUUUCUUUGGAGAAAAUUCAAUCUUCUAUGAAAUAUUUGCAGGCCCAUUUGCAGUAAUUGAUGAGCAUUUCAACACAGUACUUCCAAAUAAUUAUGAUGCAAUUGGCAUAAUGCUUAUGAUCAGGAUAAUUCACCAGCACCAGUUGAUCAUGUUUAAGAGGAGGAUACCUUGUCUGGACUCUUACUUAGAUAAGGUCAAUAUUUCUUUAUGGCCUCGUUUCAAGAUGGUAUUCGACAUGCAUCUCAACAGUUUGCGCAAUGCUGAUGUGAAGACCCUAUGGGAAAGUGAUGUUCAUCCUCACUAUGUAAUGAGGCGUUACGCUGAAUUCACCGCUUCGCUUGUUCACCUCAAUGUUGAACAUGGAGAUGGUCAACUUGAUUUGAAUUUGGAGCGAUUGCGUAUGGCUGUUGAUGACCUGCUUGUUAAGCUUGCGAAAACCUUCACAAAACCAAAGUUGCAAACAGUGUUCCUCAUAAAUAACUAUGAUAUGACGAUUGCUAUAUUGAAAGAAGCAGGUGCAGAAGGUGGAAAAUUGCAGAUGCAUUUUGAGGAUCUUCUAAAGAGCAACAUAUCUGUAUUUGUGGAAGAACUGCUCCUGGAGCAUUUUAGUGACUUGAUCAAGUUUGUAAAAACGCGAGCCUCUGAAGACACGAGUCCCACUGCAGAAAAGGCUGGUGUUUCUGAUGUUGAACCCUUGGUCAAGGACUUCGCAAGCAGAUGGAAGGGAGCGAUAGAGUUGAUGCACAAGGACAUUAUUACUUCUUUUAGUAAUUUCUUAAGUGGAAUGGAUAUUUUGAAAUCGGCAUUGACACAGCUGCUGCUCUAUUAUACAAGGCUUUCGGAAUCUGUGAAGGGAAUUCCAGGUGGUUCUGCAUUGAAUAAGGAUCUUGUUUCCAUAUCCUCUAUAUUAUAUGAGAUUAAGAAGUAUUCGAGAACCUUUUAGCUUGAAAUCCUGAAAGCAUUUGAAGAGUACUUUUUGACAACCGUGAAGUGUAAGCCGCGCAAGGAUGGGGAUAAAAUAUUAAUUUGAUGCCGAAGGUGGAUUUGUUUGUAGUGUUUCGAGUUCAUUUCAAAUCUUGACAAAAGUAUGAUGUUAUAAUACACUAUGGGUGGGGUGGCAAUUGAUUUUUUGGGUCAUGGAAGAUUAACUAAUUUGGUGUAUGAUAUAACUCGAGUUAAAUUGAAUGUAAUAUAGAGAAGCAAGCACAUACUGAGUUGUUGAUUCUUGUCGACGAUGAAGCGUAUAAUAAGUAUGACCUUUGCUUUGUUUUCA
Molecule: messenger RNA, 2578 nt
Organism: Asparagus officinalis (garden asparagus)
Lineage: Eukaryota; Viridiplantae; Streptophyta; Magnoliopsida; Asparagales; Asparagaceae
Product: vacuolar protein sorting-associated protein 52 A
Exons: 20
Coding region: 149-2248 (699 amino acids)
Biological process (GO): endocytic recycling; retrograde transport, endosome to Golgi; Golgi to vacuole transport
Cellular component (GO): GARP complex
Molecular function (GO): syntaxin binding
Source: RefSeq, a predicted model, not a curated record